CCUCGCCUUGGUGUUUUUGUCUCUUCUUCGGUUCUAGGCGUUGGGGGUCGGUGCGGAUAUUCAGUCAUGAAGGCUCGGUAGGGGCUUCUCCGUCAGCGACGCGGCGAGUGAGCCAGUUUGUGUUCCGGGACCGGGCUUCCAGGUGAUUUUCCAACGAGAUGCUGCUCUCCAUAGGAAUGCUUAUGUUGUCAGCCACACAAGUCUACACCAUCUUGACUGUACAGUUCUUUGCAUUCUUAAACCUACUGCCUGUAGAAGCAGACAUUUUAGCAUAUAAUUUUGAAAAUGCAUCUCAGACAUUUGAUGACCUUCCUGCAAGAUUUGGUUAUAGACUUCCAGCUGAAGGUUUAAAGGGUUUUCUGAUAAACUCAAAACCAGAGAAUGCCUGUGAACCUAUAGUGCCUCCACCACUAAAAGAUAAUUCAUCUGGUGCUUUCAUCGUAUUAAUUAGAAGACUUGAUUGCAAUUUUGAUAUAAAGGUUUUAAAUGCACAGAGAGCAGGAUUCAAAGCAGCCAUAGUUCACAAUGUUGAUUCUGAUGACCUCAUUAGCAUGGGAUCCAACGACAUUGAUGUGUUGAAGAAAAUUGACAUUCCAUCUGUCUUUAUUGGUGAAUCAUCAGCUAAUUCCCUGAAAGAUGAAUUCACAUAUGAAAAAGGGGGCCACAUUAUUUUAGUUCCAGAAUUUAGUCUUCCUCUGGAAUACUACCUAAUCCCCUUCCUUAUCAUAGUGGGCAUCUGUCUCAUCUUGAUAGUCAUUUUCAUGAUUACAAAAUUUGUCCAGGACAGACACAGAGCUAGAAGAAACAGACUUCGUAAAGAUCAACUUAAGAAACUUCCUAUACAUAAAUUCAAGAAAGGAGAUGAGUAUGAUGUGUGUGCCAUUUGUUUGGAUGAAUAUGAAGAUGGAGACAAGCUCAGAAUCCUUCCCUGUUCCCAUGCUUAUCACUGCAAGUGUGUAGACCCUUGGCUAACUAAAACCAAAAAAACCUGCCCAGUCUGCAAGCAAAAAGUUGUUCCUUCUCAAGGCGAUUCAGACUCUGACACAGACAGUAGUCAAGAAGAAAACGAAGUGUCAGAACAUACCCCUUUACUUAGGCCUUUGGCUUCUGUCAGCACCCAGUCAUUUGGAGCUUUAUCAGAAUCCCAUUCACAUCAGAACAUGACAGAAUCUUCAGACUAUGAGGAAGAUGACAAUGAAGACACCGAAAGUAGUGAGGCAGAAAAUGAAAUUAAUGAACAUAGUGUCGUGGUCCAACUACAGCCUAAUGGUGAACGGGAUUACAACAUAGCAAAUACAGUUUGACCUUCAGAGGGAAAUUUGUUUAUUUCACUUUAAAAUAUUUAGGUAUAUAAUUUGAAUUUUUCGCUCCCUUCAGCGAUUUCUGUAGAAAUAACUUGUUUGGUAUUCUACAGUUUAAUCAAAUGACUGAAACACAUUUUUUUGAUCCAGUAUUUAUCUUCAGGAGUGUACUUCCAUUUUAAUAAGAAGUAACAGAAAGGUGCUGUACCUCAAGCAUCAAAUCAGGUCUCCUCUUGAAGUGAAAUAUAUAGCCAAAACAUUAAAAAAAGGAAAAAAAAAAACCUUAGUAAAGCUUGCAGACCUAGGUCACAGUAUGCCAGUGUUUUGUUU
Messenger RNA from Choloepus didactylus (southern two-toed sloth), 1631 nucleotides. It is a transcript of the gene RNF13, whose product is annotated as ring finger protein 13. Gene Ontology annotation, biological process: protein ubiquitination; positive regulation of DNA-templated transcription; ubiquitin-dependent protein catabolic process. Gene Ontology annotation, molecular function: ubiquitin protein ligase activity. The transcript has 10 exons. Lineage: Eukaryota; Metazoa; Chordata; Mammalia; Pilosa; Megalonychidae. Gene Ontology annotation, cellular component: cytoplasm; nucleoplasm. The coding region runs from base 159 to 1304 and encodes 381 amino acids. The record is from RefSeq and is a predicted model, not a curated record.